AUGGGAUCCCAAUGCAGCACGAUUGACCAAAACCAGGACUCCAACAUUGGAUCCUCACGCUCUUCCAACUCCGUGACCUCGGUUCUAUCCACUCUCGCACCAGUCGCCGUGUAUGCUGCCGUUUGGUUCAUACUCUUCCUGAUCCUCAGGAACCGCUUCCCCCGCUACUACCGACCUCGAACAUUCCUGGGCUCGCUACGAGAUGAGCAGAGAACGCCUCGCCCCAAGGAUGGCAUGUUCGCCUGGGUCUCGGAGUUCUGGUCGAUGCCAGACACCUAUAUCCUCAACCACCACACCCUGGACGGCUACCUGUUCUUGCGAUUCCUCAAGAUCUCGGUAGUGUGCUGCUUUGUGGGAUGCUUGAUCACCUGGCCUGUACUUUUCCCAAUCAAUGCCACUGGUGGCGGCGGUAAAUCGCAACUGGACUUGCUCACCUUCGCCAAUGUCACCAACAACUACUACAAGUAUUUCGCGCAUGCGGGCUGCGCGAUUAUAUACUUUUCCUUUAUCAUUUACACCAUCACGCGGGAGAGCAUCUACUACAUCAACCUGCGGCAGGCUUACCUCAUGUCGCCGCUCUACGCCAGUCGCAUCUCCUCACGCACAGUGCUGUACACAUCCGUACCCGAAAACUACAUGGACGAAACGAAGCUGCGACGAAUCCUCAACCCUGGGGUGCGCCGUGUCUGGAUUGCUACGGAUUGCAAAGAUCUAGAGGAGAAGGUUGAAGACCGGGACAAGGCAGCUUUGAAGUUGGAGGCGGCAGAGACGAAGCUUGUCAAGACUGCAAAUGCCAAUCGAUUGAAGGCUGAGAAAGAAGGGGAGCGUCCUGCCUCUGAAGAAGCUGCCAUUGGGGAACACGGCUCCACUGCAGCCCGCUACAUCCAGCCUAAGGAGCGUCCAACACACCGUCUGAAGCCACUAAUUGGCAAGAAGGUGGACACCAUUGACUGGUGUCGUGGCGAGCUCAAGAAGCUCAUUCCUGAGGUCGAUGCUGAGCAGGCCAAGCACCGAGGACUCCAGACGAAGAAGUUGAACUCCGUGUUUGUCGAGUUCGAGACAACUGCGCUGGCCCAAGCCGCAUAUCAGAGUCUUACGCACCACCAGAUUCUUCAAAUGGCACCUCGAUUCAUUGGCAUGACUCCUGAAGAGGUCAACUGGGGCAAUCUCAGAAUCAAGUGGUGGGAACGAGUCAUCCGGGAGAUCGUUGUCAUUGCCGCUAUUGUCGCGCUCAUCGUCUUCUGGUCUCUCCCCGUGGCUGUUGUCGGUGCCAUUUCCAACAUCAACUACCUUACGUGCAUCCUUCCCUGGCUGGACUUCAUCAACCAUAUCCCCAAGGUCAUUCUCGGAGUCGUCACGGGUCUUCUUCCGACCAUUCUGCUGGCGGUGCUCAUGUCGCUUCUGCCCAUUAUUCUCCGGUUUGCCGCCAAGAUGAAGGGCGAUCCAACUGCCAGUGCUGUCGAACUCACAACGCAAAACUACUAUUUUGCCUUCCAGAUCAUUCAAGUCUUCCUGGUCGCCACCCUUGGAUCAGCGGCUUCCUCGGUGGUGCAAAAGGUCGCAUCAGAUCCAGCCAGCGUCACUACGAUUCUUGCCAACAAUCUACCCCUGGCGAGCACCUUUUAUCUGUCGUACUUCAUCUUGCAGGGCCUCGCAAUUGUGUCGGGCCUACUGCUAGGCUUGGUUGGGCUAGUUCUGUUCAUGGUGCUCGGCAAGCUCCUCGACAAGACGCCGCGGAAGAUGUACAAGCGCUGGAUCUCCCUGUCUGGCAUCGGUUGGGGCACACUGUUCCCUAUCUACACUAACUUGUUUGUCAUAGCGAUCUGCUAUGCUGCGAUUGCUCCCCUGGUCCUUGGAUUCGCCACGAUUGGUCUCUUCCUGUUCUACGGAGCUUAUCGUUACAACCUCCUGUUUGUGUCCAACGCAGUCAUUGAUACGAAGGGCCUGGUCUACCCGCGUGCUCUUCAGCAUUUGUUUGUUGGCCUGUAUGUUGCAGAGGUGUGCCUCAUCGGCCUCUUCGCCAUCGCCACCGGCUCAAGUAUCGGUGCACUUGGCCCCUUGAUCCUCAUGAUCGUCUUCCUGGUCUUCACCGCGCUGUACCAAAUCAGCCUGAAUAGUGCAAUGGGGCCAUUGCUCACCUAUCUGCCGAAGUCACUUGACGCUGAAGAGCAGCGUCUUCUGCGUCUCGACAAUGGCGUAGCUGAGGACGGCCACUACGCAGAAGGAUCCGCGAAGGAGGCGCAUACUACAAACGGUGCCCAUGAACUCAGCCCUCCACCACACAAGAAGCCCAACUUUUUCGUCAAGUGGCUGCGACCAGACAUUUACACCGACUACGAGACGAUGCGUAGACUUGUUCCCAAGGACACCGCAAUCCAUUACACCCAGCAAGCGGAAGACACUGCAUUCUUCAACCCUGCAAUCACCAGCGAGACGUCGCUAUUGUGGAUACCCCGCGAUCCCAUGGGCAUCAGCAGACAGGAGGUCCACGACUCCAGCAAGGUCAUCCCAAUCACGGACGAAGGCGCAUACCUGGACGAGAAGAACAAGAUCUGCUGGGACGCCGAAGGAGGCCGACCUCCGAUCUACGAGAAGAAGAUCUACUACUAG
This is a messenger RNA of Zasmidium cellare ATCC 36951, 2610 nucleotides long. RefSeq lists its product as uncharacterized. The coding region runs from base 1 to 2610 and encodes 869 amino acids. The record is from RefSeq and is a predicted model, not a curated record. Gene Ontology annotation, molecular function: calcium-activated cation channel activity. Gene Ontology annotation, cellular component: plasma membrane. Lineage: Eukaryota; Fungi; Ascomycota; Dothideomycetes; Mycosphaerellales; Mycosphaerellaceae. The transcript is spliced from 7 exons.